UAGAAAUGUCUAAACGCAAUUUCGAGCUUAUUCCCACCGUCGAUCCCAUUUUUCUGUACGGUUAAUUAAAAAGCAGAACCACCGCUAAAACUUUUUUUCAGCCGCUCCGAACACAUACAUUUCUUACAACUCCGCUUCCCAGUGCAGUUGUUCUCUUCAUCUUCAAUGGCCGAUUCUCUCUUCUCCACCAACAAAAGAGAUCCUAUCAAAUCAUCAGUUGGGAGUGCCGCGGGUAGUAGAAGACGGCAACAUGCAGUUACAAUUGGGAAAGAAAGGAGGGAAUCGUUGGUGCGUGCGAAACGGCUUUGUAGGGUUGGAGUUAGUGAGGGUGAAGUUGAUGUUGAGGGUGAGGGGGAUAUGAUGAUUGAUGAAGAGCAGUCUAUUUUGGAGUCUCAAACUUUGUUGGCAGUUGAAAAUUUGAAAUCUGCUCUUGCUUUUCAGGGGAAGGGUGCAGUGCAGAAAAGAGUAGGGGCGCUUCAAGAAUUAAGGCGUUUACUGUCAAGAUCUGAAUUUCCUCCUGUUGAGUCUGCUGUUAAAGCUGGAGCCGUUGCCAUACUAGUGCAGUGUCUUUCAUUUGGUUCGCCAGAUGAACAGUUGCUUGAAGCUGCUUGGUGUCUUACAAACAUUGCUGCAGGGAAUCCAGAAGAAACAAAAGCUUUGCUGCCUGCAUUGCCUUUGCUUAUUGCUCACCUCGGGGAAAAAAGCUCCUCACCUGUUGCUGAACAGUGUGCUUGGGCACUAGGAAAUGUGGCUGGUGAAGAUGAAGAGUUGAGGAAUGUUCUUCUAAUUCAAGGGGCCUUAAUACCUCUUGCUAGAAUGAUGCAACCAAAUAGGCGUUCAACUGUUAGAACCGCUGCCUGGGCUUUAUCUAAUCUAAUCAAGGGUCCAAAUCCUAAAGCUGCUAACGAGCUCAUUCGUGUUGAUGGAGUAUUGGAUUCAAUUGUUCGACACUUGACGAAAGCGGAUGACGAACCAGCAACUGAAGUAGCAUGGGUAGUUGUUUACCUAUCGGCUCUUUCAAAUUUAGCCACGAGCAUGCUGGUGAAGAGUGACGUGCUUAAAUUGCUUUUAAAUAGAUUAGCAACAUCAAACAGUUUGCAGUUAACGAUACCGGUUUUGCGAAGUUUAGGUAAUCUCAUUGCUGGGGAUUCCCAUGCAAGUUAUGCCGUUCUUGUACCUGGACUUGAAGUUACAGAUACUGCCAUACAAGUCUUGAUAAAAUGUCUGAAAAGUGAACACAGGGUCUUAAAGAAGGAAGCAGCUUGGGUGCUGUCUAAUAUAGCUGCUGGUUCUGUUGAGCACAAGCAGUUGAUAUAUUCUAGUGAGGCAGUGUCUUUACUAUUGCACCUUCUUUCCGCCGCACCUUUUGAUAUAAGAAAGGAAGUUGCGUACAUAUUGGGAAACCUUUGUGUUGCCCCAACUAAAGGCGACGAAAAGCCGAGUCUGAUCCUGGAGCAUCUGGUUUCACUUGUUGAAAAAGGCUGUUUGCCAGGUUUUAUUGAUUUGGUUAGAUCGGCUGAUAUUGAAGCUGCUAGGCUAGGGCUUCAGUUCAUAGAACUGGUCCUGAGAGGGAUGCCAAAUGGAAAGGGCCCAAAGCUUGUAGAACAAGAAGAUGGGAUUGAAGCCAUGGAACGAUUUCAGUUUCAUGAAAACGAAGACUUGAGAACUAUGGCAAACAGUCUAGUUGACAAGUAUUUUGGAGAGGACUAUGGGCUGGAUGAGUAGGGAUAAGAAUAGCCGAGAUCAAAAUUGUAUGUCCUUGUAAUGCACCCUUGCCUCAGCUCCAUGUCAUAUGUAACAAUUUUAGCAGCGACGUGGCGGAACAUUCUAUACCAAAAGGGCAAUAGAUUCUGUAUUUGGUAUUGAGAUGUUUGGUAAAAUCUUGUGCGGCUUGUGGUUACACUCUUUUCAUUGAUCUUGUGAUAGACUUGCUGGAUGUAAUUUAUUAAUGUUUUAAUUUGUUGUAGUUCAGUUCAAGUUUAUUUUUGUGAUA
Messenger RNA from Vicia villosa (hairy vetch), 1993 nucleotides. Its product is annotated as importin subunit alpha-9. Bases 166 to 1725 code for a protein of 519 amino acids. NCBI's taxonomy places the organism in Eukaryota, Viridiplantae, Streptophyta, Magnoliopsida, Fabales, Fabaceae. The record is from RefSeq and is a predicted model, not a curated record. Gene Ontology annotation, biological process: NLS-bearing protein import into nucleus. Gene Ontology annotation, molecular function: protein binding; nuclear import signal receptor activity. Gene Ontology annotation, cellular component: cytoplasm; nucleus. The transcript is spliced from 11 exons.